GCAAACCUAACCAAAGCCCAACAUAAAAACAGCGAUAUAAAACGAGAGUCCAUUAGGGUUACCUAAAAGCUGCUUCUUCCAUUACAGAGAGCUGGAGUGAGUUGAGGGAGGCGCAACCUUAAUCCCAACCAAACAACCAUGGCGAGAGGACUUAAGAAGCAUUUGAAGAGGCUCAAUGCACCUAAGCAUUGGAUGCUUGAUAAACUUGGCGGUGCAUUUGCUCCCAAGCCAUCAUCUGGACCCCAUAAAUCCAGGGAAUGUUUGCCUUUGAUUCUUAUAUUGCGAAACAAGCUGAAGUAUGCUCUCACUUAUCGUGAGGUUCAAUCUAUCUUGAUGCAACGUCAUGUCCUUGUUGAUGGGAAGGUCAGGACAGACAAGACCUAUCCAGCUGGUUUCAUGGAUGUUGUAUCAAUUCCCAAGACUAAUGAGAACUUCCGUCUUCUUUAUGACACCAAAGGUCGAUUUCGCCUACACUCUAUCCGUGAUGAGGAGUCAAAGUUUAAGCUGUGCAAAGUGAGAUCAGUCCAGUUCGGUCAGAAAGGCAUUCCAUACAUCAACACCUAUGAUGGAAGAACUAUCCGCUACCCUGAUCCACUCAUCAAGGCUAAUGAUACCAUCAAACUCGACUUGGAGGCAAAUAAGAUAGUUGACUUCAUUAAGUUUGAUGUGGGAAAUGUUGUUAUGGUGACAGGAGGAAGGAAUACUGGACGAGUUGGAAUUCUGAAGAACAGAGAGAAGCAUAAGGGGAGCUUUGAGACCGUUCACAUCCAGGAUGCACUUGGUCACGAGUUCGCUACUCGUCUAGGGAAUGUUUUCACUCUCGGAAAGGGUUCAAAGCCAUGGGUGUCUCUUCCCAAGGGCAAGGGUAUCAAAUUGACCAUCAUCGAGGAGGCCAGGAAGAGGACUGCUGCUCAGGCUGCUACAACUGCAUAAAUUUAUGGAUGAAUAUUAGCAGAGUUUCAUCUGUUAAUCUUACUAGCAGGUGGUUGGUAUCCAACUACUUUAGGAUUUAUGCAAAUGAAAUUAUGUUUUGUUCUCAGUUCAGUUAAAUUGCGAAUUUGAAAGAUAUUUUACUGGUUGCAAAUUUUGUUGAACUUGUCUGUUUUAUCGAGUUUGUUAAGAAAUAGAAAACUCUCAACUUUGCAGUUA
Daucus carota subsp. sativus is the source of this 1149-nucleotide messenger RNA. Its product is annotated as small ribosomal subunit protein eS4. Bases 139 to 933 code for a protein of 264 amino acids. Gene Ontology annotation, molecular function: RNA binding; structural constituent of ribosome. The transcript has 5 exons. Gene Ontology annotation, biological process: translation. The record is from RefSeq and is a predicted model, not a curated record. Gene Ontology annotation, cellular component: ribosome; cytosolic small ribosomal subunit. Lineage: Eukaryota; Viridiplantae; Streptophyta; Magnoliopsida; Apiales; Apiaceae.